GUUAUUAUACUAUAAACCGGUUAAUAUAUAAUGAUUAUUCUUUAAACAAAUUUGUUAAAAAUAUUUUAUAUUUGUUAUGUACAUGAUUUUGAUUAUAUACGAGAAAUUUUAAAAUAAUUCUAAAAAAUAAAAAUAGAAGUAGAAUAGAUAUAUUUAGGUUAAAUUGUUCCAUUGGUCCCAAAUUUCGUAUGAAAAUUUGAAUUUGGUCUCUCAUUUGAAAAAAGUGUUAAAUAGGUCUCUAAUUUUGGAAAGUUGUCUCAAUGAAGUUUCUUCCGUUAAAAAUGCAGAAACAAUGUUAAGAGCACAGUGACGUGGAAAUGGUAGACUGAAACGUGUCAUUUAUAUUUAAAUUUAUUGAAAAACAGUUCAGAAUUGCUAUAUAUAACUGCAAUUAAUCAUUCAUAAACCCCUGUGUUCAUCUUGCUGCGUCUGCGUGUGGGGAAAAUGUCGUGUGGACAGUGUUCAUCCUGCAAUGGUGGCGAAAAUCAAAACCUAAGUGCGUCGUUUUGUGGUGGAAGUGGGUCUACAGAUUUGGGCGUGUCAGUGAUGUGCUAUUGUGGAGAGAAAGCAGCAUUGAGAACUGCAAGAACAUUGAAGAACAAGGGCAAAAAAUUUUGGGGCUGCCCUAAGUAUAAGAGUGGAAGUGAUCAAUGUGGUGACUGCAAUUAUUUCAAAUGGUUUACUGAUAAUGAGAUCGAGGAAAAGGGUUGGAGCAGUCAGAAAAUUGAAGGAAUGGGUGGUGGGAAGCUGAAAAUUGAAGAAAUGGGUUGUGAUGGGAAGCUGAGUAUCAAGAACGUUGAAGAAAUGGGUUGUGGUGGGAAAAAGAAUGCAGAAAAGGCUGCUGCAGUGAGGUCUGUGGUGGCAGAAGAAAUGGAGAAAUGUAUGAAGUCAAUUGAAAACACUGCUGCAGUGAGGUCUGUGGUGGCAGAAGAAAUGGAGAAAUGUAUGAAGUCAAUUGAAAAUAGGCUAACAGUGUUGACAGUGGUAGUUGGAGUUUUGUGUGUAUUGAAUAUCAUUGUAGUGUAUGUGUUGGUUACAAAAGCAUGAGUCUUUUUUUUAGUUCAUGUACGUGGUUUGUGUUGUUAUUGUAAUGUUUUAUUAUGAAUGAAAAGUUUUCGAACCUGUAGUU
Molecule: messenger RNA, 1129 nt
Organism: Vigna unguiculata (cowpea)
Lineage: Eukaryota; Viridiplantae; Streptophyta; Magnoliopsida; Fabales; Fabaceae
Molecular function (GO): zinc ion binding
Source: RefSeq, a predicted model, not a curated record